This is a messenger RNA of Neurospora crassa OR74A, 3128 nucleotides long. Its product is annotated as endosome-associated ubiquitin isopeptidase. The record is from RefSeq and is a predicted model, not a curated record. NCBI's taxonomy places the organism in Eukaryota, Fungi, Ascomycota, Sordariomycetes, Sordariales, Sordariaceae. Gene Ontology annotation, molecular function: metal-dependent deubiquitinase activity; K63-linked deubiquitinase activity; protein binding. The coding region runs from base 928 to 2688 and encodes 586 amino acids. Gene Ontology annotation, cellular component: endosome; membrane. The transcript has 3 exons. Gene Ontology annotation, biological process: protein K63-linked deubiquitination.
GAAUCAGACAAGAAUUGGAUGUGUGAUCUGAUGCGAAACACCCUCCCAACUUCUAGAAACUUGUGCGCACAUGUAUUUUGGCCGUGGGGGUUCAAGUUGGCUAUAUGAGAUCAAUUCAGGAAUGUGAUACAACAGAAUAUCAACAUGGCCAACUGCCGGGAUGUUGGACGAUUCCAUCCGCAGAAAGUCAUCCAUCAUCCAUCUUGCCAUUUAGUUUUACAUGGUACGUUCAAACUUCAAUCUUGAAAAUGGCCAGAAAUGUCGAGUCUUAUACUUCCUGUACAUACAAGACCGCCAAAGUGGCCUGUGCACCUUUCAAGCUGACUCAGCUGAGAUGCCCUGUCUCAAGCCUGCCGAGCUGUUGCUGGCGCUUCCACAGAAGGAAAGCAGCCUGGCGGCAGGCAUUGGAUCUGCUCUCGCACUGCCCGCCGCGCGGCCCAAUGGCGGGGUCGAGGCGGCCGCCAAGGUUCCUGCUUCCAGGUCGUCUUUCAGCAAAGAAAGCCACUGAAAGGUUCCUGGACGGCAUGUGGACUGUUUCCGGGACCCUGUGACGGUUAUGACAUGGACAGCUCCUUUGACCAGAACAACAAGCAAGCCAGAGCCCAUUCCAUGGCCGCCGGAUCUCUUGGUCUUCUCCCACGACACCCAAAGCCUGGCUGAUUCCAAGGAACAAACAAUGAAAGCUGGAUCACCUGAUCUCGACAAUCCCAUAAUCUUCCCUAAUCCGAGCGACAAGAGCAAGAACAACAUCCGUUGCGAUAGCUUCGAGUAGCUCUCAAGGUUCACCAACCAGCCGAGCCAGGGCAAGCCAUUGCGAUUACGACAGCGACCAAAGAAUCCCCGCGACGACCGACAAACAGAAGGAAACACUACAACAACAGCAAACAGACAACACCGACAGUGUAUUCUUGUUAGUACACGGCGACCAUGGGAAGCGCAACGAUAGAGGCCGGGAGCCGGCCCAUGAAUGUCAGGGAGAUAUCCGAGAAAGCAAAGCAAUACGACUGGAAUCCCCGGAUUGGCUUCAAGUUCUGGGCGCGCGCUGCCAACACCAUCCAUCAUGAGGGUCAGAUCUACCUUCAAGAAGGAAGCAUAGCGCAAGCUUACAUGUUUCUGCUCCGCUACUGCACCCUCGUCCUCGAGGAUAUGGCGAAGCACCCGGAAGCCAAACUCCCCGAAAACCGAAGUCUGAUGAAGCAACUGAACGCACGCAUAAACACCGUGGUUGAACAGCUUGAACAGCUCAAGCCCCAGAUAGAGGAGGCCUAUGCGAAGUGGCAGCAGCUCACGGCCAGCGUACAAGACAGCAGGGAGAAGCGGCUAUCUACAUCUUCCCAAUACUCUAGACACGCUGCCAACGACGCUGCUCUGUCAUGGAACCAUCUUUCUCAGGCUAAGAUCCUGGAUGCUGGAUCAAACCAAGAGUUGGCAGUCGACCUUGCUAGGGAGGCGCUGCUUAAGCGACGGAGACGACGACGGCAAGAGAGUGCUGAUGAAGAUGAACGCAUGCACAGGCCUCCAUCAGGUUACAGAGAGGAGAGAGGUUAUGAUGCGGGCAGGAGACAGCAAUAUCCUACUCCACCACUAACGCACCAUCGCUAUUCGGAAGACGAUGACCUUCGCCGGCAAAUGGAGGCUACAAGACGACAAUUGGACCGCUCGGGAGGCUACGGGGUUUCGGAAACUGACAACGGUACCAGCGACACUGACAGCUAUCAAUCCGUCAACUAUCACUACCCAGCCAUCAAACCGACAUCUACUUAUACCUACGACUACCCGAAGCCGGCCUCACGGCCGGAAAGCCCAAAACCACAGCCACCACUUCCGCCCAAGGUGAUCCCCUUUGAGCGACCAGUACCCGUAACCAGACCUCCUCCACCACCUCCACGCCCACGGAAGGGUUCGGGGUCGUUGAACAGAGAUUCAAGGAGGAAUGUUAUGCUUCCUAGUCAGACUAUUCGACUAGUAACCGACGAGGACGAUGUCGACGAUAAGCCCGCAAGACCGCCCAAAGUAAGUGAACCGCUGCCGCCGCCGCCAGAAACGCAGCCAAAAGAAGCGAACAAAGUCACCUUCCGCCCCGUCGCCUACCUCGAAAGCGGCGAACCUCUCCGAUCCGUGUUCCUCCCCAGCGGUCUCCGCCGUCGUUUCCUCGAACUAGCCCGUGGAAACACCAUCAGGGAGCUGGAGAUGUGCGGCAUCCUCUGUGGCACGCUCAUCAAUAAUGCCCUGUUCAUCACCUGCCUGCUCAUUCCUGAACAAGAGUGCACCUCGGACACAUGCGAGACCAUCAACGAGGAAGCGUACGUCACGUACUGCAUCGAGAACGACCUGCUCGUCCUCGGUUGGAUCCACACUCAUCCGACGCAGACGUGCUUCAUGAGCUCGAGAGACUUGCAUACCCAUGCCGGAUACCAGACCAUGAUGAAGGAGAGCAUUGCCAUUGUUUGUGCGCCGAGAUAUGAUCCCUCAUACGGUAUCUUCCGCCUCACGGACCCUCCCGGUCUCCCACACAUCAUCAACUGCAACACCCCCGGCGUCUUCCAUCAGCACGCCAUUCCCUCCGACGAGAUUUACUGUAGUGCCCGUCAUGCACCAGGGCACGUGUUUGAGUCAAGCAGGGUUGACUUUGAGGUGGUGGAUCUGAGGCCUGAGGGGUCCAAGGUGCCGCCGUUCAAGAGGUAUUAGUGAUCACCCCUCGAGUCCCUCGGCCGCGGUUAUGAAGGUGGGAUGGAAGGUGAGGAAGAGUGUGAAUCAUGAGUUGUCGGUUGGAGAGUUUUAGCGCUCGCUUGUGUUUUGAUCAUGUUGGACGAGUUGUGGCUGCUGAAGAGCCGCAUGCGCAAAAAGCUAUGCUUAGCUGGGAGUGCAUGCUUUGAGUACAGGAGUUAGAGACUAGCGUGUAUGGGUAGCAUAGCGAAGGCGUUUAUGGUUGGCGCAAUGUACUAACAGACACAAGGGGCCAAGAAGGAGCAUGAUCUUGGACUCCUGGAGGCUGCAAAAGCCAAAAAGGGAUUGCGAUGGGAUGACUGGAGGCCGGUUGUUCUUAUAGUCGAUGUAUCAUACCAUAUGGAGACAGACGGUAAACAUAUGAUCACAAAGCUACCUAAGAGUCUAUUCGUGUCCAAAGU